Nicotiana attenuata is the source of this 1293-nucleotide messenger RNA. RefSeq lists its product as uncharacterized. The coding region runs from base 1 to 1293 and encodes 430 amino acids. NCBI's taxonomy places the organism in Eukaryota, Viridiplantae, Streptophyta, Magnoliopsida, Solanales, Solanaceae. The record is from RefSeq and is a predicted model, not a curated record. The transcript has a single exon.
AUGGACUGUAUUACACUCACUGGAAAGCUCGAAUGGAAACUUUCAUCAAAUCUUAUGAUGUCAAAGUAUGGCGAACCAGAAAAGAAACUAGAAGGACAUGUAUCUACUGAACCCCUUGAUAUUGAUGAUUAUACUGAUGAGCAUAUAGCGAUCGUGCAGAUAAAUUCAAAGGCAAAAAAUCUAUUAUACAAUGCUAUAAGCGGAGAAGAAUUUGAGAAAAUAUCAAGUUGUGACACAGCCAAAGAAAUGUGGGAUAAACUUGAAGUUACUUAUGAAGGUAUCAGUAAAGUAAAAGAGACAAGGAUAAACCGUCUGAUUCGUGAUUAUGAGUUGUUUGAAAUGAAGGAAGAUGAAUCCAUUAAAGACAUGUUUGGCCGAUUUAGCAAAAUAGCUGGAGAUCUAAAAUCCUUUGGAAGACCAUAUUCAAGUGGUGAACAAGUUAGAAAGAUUCUAAGAAGUUUACCCACUUUAUGGCAACCAAAAGUUGUUGCUCUUGAAUACGGAGAUCUCGACAAACUAUCAUAUGAUGAACUUCGUGGAGACCUUAAAGCCUUUGAGCAAACCCAUCUCAAAAAGCAUGAACAUGAAGAGAAGAAAAAGAGUGUUGUAUCUAAAUCAACUAUUGUUGAGUCUGAAAGUGAAGCCGAAGAAGAAGGAGACAAACAUCAAGAUGAUAUUGCAUUAUUUUCUCGAGUUGUCUCUAACACGACACGAAGAAGCAAGAAAAAUGGAAGAGUCAAUUCAAGUUUUAGAAAAGGUAAUGAAAUAAGUGAGCAGAAAAACAAUGAAAGAAAAUGCUACAAAUACGGAAAUUAUGGUCACAUCCAAACCAACUGUGCAGAACUAAAAAGGAAACUAUCCAAAGGCAAUCGAAAGAGAAAAUCUUCCAGCGUAUGGAGUGAUGAAUAUAUGCCAGAUAAAAAUCAUAAUGGAGUUGCCAACCUUUGUUUCAUGGCACGAAGUGAGACAAGUGAGAAAAGAAAAUCUUUUGGUAUCUGGAGUGAUGAAGAUAUAUCAGACAACGAUCAUGAGGAAUCUAUAAGCAAUUGCAUCAUGGCCCUAAGUGAAACAAGUGAGGUAAGAUUUUAUGAUUGUGAUAAAUGUAAUGAACUUCAAAGUAUCGUAGAACAUGCUUUAGAAGAUAUGAGAAAAAUUCUUGAUGAGCUCAUGAAGACUAAACGGGAGAAGAAAAACUUGGAGACCCAACUUGAAGAAUAUAACAAGUUGAAAAAGGAAAAGGAAGAGUGGGAUAUUCUACUCGAAGAAUAUCAGGUUGAAAAUGACUUACUUUAA